Molecule: messenger RNA, 3302 nt
Organism: Pseudocercospora fijiensis CIRAD86
Lineage: Eukaryota; Fungi; Ascomycota; Dothideomycetes; Mycosphaerellales; Mycosphaerellaceae
Exons: 6
Coding region: 1-3054 (1017 amino acids)
Biological process (GO): phospholipid biosynthetic process
Molecular function (GO): phosphatidylserine decarboxylase activity; calcium ion binding
Source: RefSeq, a predicted model, not a curated record
AUGGGCAUGGGACUGAGUCUCAAAGUGUACGUCCUCAAGGGCCGCAACCUCGCAGCCAAGGACAGGUCAGGCACUUCAGAUCCAUACCUAGUCAUUACCCUUGGAGAGGCAAAGGAGGCCACCAGCGUCGUCAGCAAGACUCUCAACCCAGAAUGGAACCAGACGUUCGAGUUUCCAAUCGUCUCGCCAGAUUCAGCGCUGCUCGAAGCGGUAUGCUGGGAUAAGGACAGAUUCAAAAAGGACUACAUGGGAGAAUUUGAUGUGGUCCUGGAAGAGGUAUUUGCCGCUGGAAAUAUCCACCCGGAACCGCAAUGGCACAAGCUACAGAGCAGACGCAAAGGACGCCGAAAACAGAAGAAAGACAGCAACAUUUCUGGAGAAGUGCUGGUUCGCUUCAAGCUCACCGACCCCACUAAUUCGUCUGCCACACCGCAGCAGAUACUGCAAAAGUUCGCCGGCAUUGUAUCCGACCCGGAGCAAGACGACGAUGAGGAAGACGAGGAAGAGAUGCUUCGUAGAAUGAACAGCCAGGGCUUGGAGGACCUUGACGAAGAAGAUGACGAGAAGGAGCCUUCAGAUGAGACGGACGAUGGCACGCGGACACCCACAGGCACAACUGAGGAGAAGCAGAGGAACAAGCGACGCAGGAAGCUCAGAAGACUCCGUCGUAAGAAGAAAAUGAGUGCCUAUGAAUUCGGCGCUACGUCCGAUGUAGCUGGCGUACUUUUCCUGGAGAUCAACAGAAUCACCGAUCUGCCGCCAGAGGAGAAUAUGACCAAGACAAGCUACGAUAUGGAUCCUUUUGUCGUGACCUCGCUUGGACGCAAGACCUACCGGACACGCGUUGUAAAUCACAAUCUGAACCCUGUCUACGACGAGAAGCUGGUCUUCCAGGUGCAGAAGCACGAGCAGAACUUUAGCUUGAGCUUCGCAGUUGUGGACCGCGACAAGUUUUCGGGCAACGACUUUGUCGGUACCUGUACCUUCCCUCUGGACAAAGUCAGGGAAUUGUCUCCAGAGGCCGACCCAGAAACUGGUCUGUAUCGACUGCCAGAUCCAGAACACACAAUUCACGAAGGUGAACAAAAGCGGAAGCGCUUCCGUAACCCUCUUUCUCGAAGUUCAAGCUCCAACAAUCUGCCGAAGCUGAACAGCAACCGCAAUUCGUCUCCCAAUCUGGCGAAAUUGGCCAAGUCCACGAGCAACAACAAUCUCAAAUCUGGAGACGCUCGACCCGGCCUUCAACAUGAUGAAGCGGGCCUGCAUGCAUUCGAACUUCCUCUCGAGCUCAAGAAUAAGGCGAGAUGGGAAGACAAGCACCGUCCUGUGCUCUACAUUCGCGCGAAGUACUUGCCCUACAGGGCUCUUCGCCAGCAAUUCUGGCGUGUCCUUCUACGCCAAUACGAUGCAGACGAGAGCGGAAAGAUCGACAAAAUUGAGCUUGUGACUAUGCUCGACACCCUAGGCAGCACACUCCACGAUCGUACGAUCGACGGUUUCUUCCGUCGCUGGCAAGACGUCAAUGGCGGCGAUGAGUAUCUGACAAUGGAUCAAGCCGUCAUCUGCCUAGAGGAACACUCUCCUUCAGCAAGUCCUACGAAUGGAACACCCUACUUGACAGGCUCUCGGACACCCGCCAAUGUCCAUCCCAAUGCCUCCUCCGUGCCAGCCCUUGAAGUCAGCGAUCUUGGAGAAGCUGGCGAGCGCGGUGACAUUCCGGAGGAGUACGGAGAGGAGCUUGCCGAGGACUCGGGCGAAGAGCAUGUAGUUGAGAUCUCUGAGUGUCCCAUCUGUCACCAGCCUCGUAUUGCUAGAGGCCGCAAGGCAACUGACGCUGAUAUCAUUACGCACAUCGCAACAUGUGCAAGCAGCGACUGGCGAGCUGUCAACAAUCUCGUCAUGGCCGGUUUCGUUACCAGCUCACAAGCCCAACGCAAGUGGUACUCUAAAGUCAUUACGAAGGUGUCCUAUGGAGGCUAUCGUCUAGGUGCCAACAGUGCCAAUAUCCUUGUCCAAGACAGGAGAACUGGCAUGAUCAAUGAAGAACGCAUGAGCGUCUACGUUCGUCUUGGCAUCCGACUCCUCUACAAAGGCCUCAAAAGUAGGGAAAUGGAGAAGAAACGAGCCCGCAAGCUCCUUCGCUCCAUGUCCUUCAAGCAAGGGCGCAAAUUCGACGAUCCUGCUUCAGCAUCACAGAUCCCUGGCUUCAUCAACUUCCAUCAGCUGGACAUGAGUGAGGUUCUGCUGCCGACUGAUAAAUUCAAGACUUUCAAUGAGUUCUUCUACCGAAAACUAAAACCAGAUGCUCGACCCUGCUCUGCACCAGAUGAUCCUCAUGUCAUCGUCAGUCCUGCAGAUUGCCGCUCGGUGGUGUUCAAUCGCCUGGAAGACGCGCAACGAAUCUGGGUCAAGGGUCGAGAGUUUAGCGUCGAGCGUCUGCUCGCUGACGCGUACCCACAAGAUGCGAAGCGUUACAAGAAUGGCGCGCUCGGAAUCUUCCGUCUUGCACCUCAGGACUAUCACCGAUUCCAUAUUCCUGUCGACGGUGUGAUGGGCGAGCCCAAACUGAUCGAUGGUGAGUACUACACUGUGAACCCAAUGGCUAUCAGAUCGGCGCUUGACGUCUACGGCGAAAAUAUUCGAGUCUGCGUACCGAUCGAUUCGGUGUGUCAUGGGAAAGUCAUGGUCAUUUGUGUUGGUGCUAUGAUGGUCGGAUCGACUGUCAUCACUCGCAAGAAAGGUGAUAACGUGAAGCGUGCAGAAGAGCUUGGGUACUUCAAAUUUGGAGGUUCAACUAUCCUGCUCUUGUUUGAGCCUGGCGUGAUGAGAUUUGAUGAAGACCUGGUGGCCAAUAGCAAUGGGGCCUUGGAGACAUUGGUCCGCGUCGGCAUGUCUAUCGGACGUACCACCGGGCAUGCUCCUCAUCUUCCAGACCAGCCCACUGCUAACCCCACCGAGGAAGAGAAGCAGAAAGCCAAACGACGCAUCGAGGGCUCGUUGACACCAAGCUCUGGUGGCAAUCCAUUGAAGCCGACCGAUGCGAGGCACUUGUAAAAGCAAAGCCAUUUAGAUGAGAAGUUUAGAGAGAAGAAGCGAGCAUAGCGAUUGUUUCGGUGCAUUGGGAACAGCAUUGGCUCAACCACGUGAGAAAACAGCAUUACAUACAGAGACGCGGCAUGAUAAGAAGAAGAAGAAAAAGAUGACACUGAGAUUGAUGAAGAACAGAAGCUAGAAAAAGUUUGGGUCCUGCGGUCUUAUCUUCGAUGGGUACAUAAAAAAAACCUGGGUAUGUUUCUGCAUUG